Messenger RNA from Anneissia japonica, 393 nucleotides. Its product is annotated as pancreatic triacylglycerol lipase-like. The transcript has 2 exons. Gene Ontology annotation, molecular function: lipase activity. The record is from RefSeq and is a predicted model, not a curated record. NCBI's taxonomy places the organism in Eukaryota, Metazoa, Echinodermata, Crinoidea, Comatulida, Comatulidae. The annotation marks the transcript as partial.
GAGGAUUUGAAUGUGUUUGUCGUUGACUGGGGCAGAGGGGCCAAGGAUAUUUACACUAAAUCGGUACAAAAUGCCAGAGUUGUCGGAAGAGAGUUGGGAAUGUUCGUUCAGUUCCUCAUGAAAGAAACGAUCGCCCUCUAUAACAUGAUGCACUUUAUCGGACACAGCUUGGGCGCCCACAUCUCCGGCUUUGCUGGUGAGACAACUCCGGGAAUUGGACGAAUAACAGGUCUUGAUCCUGCUGGUCCAGAGUUCCGUAACACCGAUCCGGCUUGUAGGUUGGAUCCCACUGACGCUCUUUUCGUUGAUAACAUUCACACAGAUGGCGAAACUCUCGCCACACUUGGUUUUGGAACGUUGCAAGCGGUAUGUAUAUAUACAGUUCUGUUUUAA